AGGCGCUGUGGCAAAGCAGUGUCGAUAAGAGAGAGAGAGAGCAAGAGAGAUAAAGAGAGAUUGAUGGAGAGAGCGGGAGAGUGAACAGCUCUAUGUAAACAGGGUGUCAGAAAAGAAAUUGCAGGGACAUUUUCAGCCUGCUAAGGCUGGGAAAAUAAUCACAUAGAAUCUGCAAAGCAGCACUCACUAGGGCAGAGAGAGAAAUAGAGAGAAGAGAGAGAGAGGGACGGAACUGAACAGAGAGAGUCGUUUUACAGUGAGAGAGACAGAGAGUGAGAGAGAGACAGAGAGAGAGGAAGCUAUAUAGCAACAGAGCGAAGGAGAGGAACUAAGCAAAAGGGAGAGAGAGGAAAAAAGCUUAAUUAAUUCAGGCUGAAUGGGAGGGAGGGAUGUUGCUACCUCUGCCGGGGCUCCAGUGCCUUUGCUGUGCCUCUCUGUGUAGCUGGAGCUGUGUUGUGUAGCUGUGGCUCUGCUCUUUGUAGCUGUAGCUGCCGGUUUGUGUUGUGAGGGGCUCGCUGCUCUGCUCACGGGGGAAGGGAGAGCAACUCAUGCCCCGGGCAGCUUGGAACGGACUGCCUAUCAACCCAUACUGAAGGAAGGAACACACACACAGACAGCAGAACUACUGGGAUGGGCAGAGGUCAUUAUAGGUUAUUGGUGCAGCAGACCUGCUAAGGGACCCUGUGUGGACUGACUGUGGGCUGUGGACAUAUCACUUCCUACCAGAGAUGAGGGGAACAGCUUGAGUCUGACGUCAGAGAGCGGGAAAGACCUAGAGACCUGCCUCUAGCUGGACCUCCAUAUCACAUACUGCCCGUCCUUAUCCCCCUUCCCCCACCCCACCAUCUCUGGCGUCUGUUUCUACCACCACCUCCACUCACUGGGAAGGAUUUGGGAUGACAGUUAACCUCCUCAGCUCUACCUCACUCCUCUUCACCACCCAGGGAUAACCAGCACUAGAACCUCUGUACCCUGAGAGGUACACUACCAUCCUCCCUCACCUCCCCCAGCUGGCAUCAUGAUGGGAGAUGGAGUUGGGAACUGGGAGUGUCUGAGUCCGUCUGAGUUUGGACAGCUGCAGCAGUACAGCGAGUAUUCCACCAAGAAGCUCAAGGAUGUUCUGGAGGAGUUUCACGGUGAAGGAGUCCUCUCCAAGUACAAUCCCGAGCAGCCCAUAGACUAUGAGGGUUUCCAGCUCUUCAUGACCACAUACCUGGAGAACGACAUCCCAGAGGAGCUGUGUCAGCACCUGUUCACCUCCUUCAAGAGCAAGACAGGGGGCUGCUCUCCUGAGGUGCCCCGUGCUGGAGCAGGACUGCUGGGAAUGAAUGGGAAGAGCAUCCUGACAGCAAUGGGCCGGCACACACCAGAGCAUUCCAUUGUGAUGGCCACAUGUUCAGGUGCCGUGUCUACCUCUCCCUGCUCCUCCCGUUCCUCCUCACAGCACUCUGGGACAGGGGCCCACACACCCGGGGGUUCCUACCACUCACCUGCCUGCACCCAAGCCAAACUCUCCACAGGUAGCAGUAGUAAUGCUCUGACCCCCACCCCAGCCAAGUCCCCAGCCUCCCCUCGCCUCUCCCCAGAGAGGAUCAGAGCGGAGAAGAGGAGGAGUCCAUCACCCCAGAAGGGCUCCCCUUUACUCUCCCCCCAGGUGGUGUUUCUGAAGGACAUUGUGUGUUACCUGUCCCUGCUGGAGAGGGGCACACCAGAGGACAAGUUGGAAUUCAUGUUCCGGCUGUACGACACAGACGGCAAUGGAGUACUGGACAGCUCGGAACUGGACCGCAUCAUCAAUCAGAUGGUCCACGUGGCAGAGUACCUGGAAUGGGACUCUACAGAGCUGCGACCAAUCCUGAAGGAGAUGAUGGAAGAGAUAGACUAUGACCGGGACGGAACAGUCACCCUGGAGGAGUGGAUCAGGGGAGGCCUCACCACCAUCCCUCUGCUGGUCCUGCUGGGCAUGGAGACGAAUGUGCAGGAGGAUGGGCAGCAUGUGUGGAAAUUAAAGCACUUCAACAAGCCAGCCUACUGUAACUACUGCCACACAAUGCUGCUGGGAGUCCGCAAGCAGGGCCUCUGCUGCUCUAUAUGCAAGUACACAGUCCAUGAACGCUGUGUGUCCAAAGACAUCGCUGCCUGCAUCAGCACCUACGCCAAGUCCCGCAGACACACUAAUGCUAUGCAGCACGUGUGGAUGGAGGGAAACUCUCCCACUAAGUGCGACCGCUGUCACAGAAGUAUCAAGUGCUACCAGGGCUUAACGGGCCUACACUGUGUGUGGUGUCAGAUCACUCUCCAUAAUAAGUGUGCGUCCAACAUGAAACCAGAGUGUGAUGGAGGAGCCCUUAGAGACCACACUCUACUCCCAUCCUACAUCUGCCCUGUAGUCCUGGACCGUCAUUCUGUUGUGAAGCGGGGUGAAGGUGACUCCCCGCCCAGCACCAGCCCUGACGACCCGAGUCAAAGCUUCAAAUUCACAGGAGACGGACAAGCACUGCAGAUCACUCCUCUCCCAGGCACACAUCCCCUCCUGGUCCUGGUCAACCCAAAGAGUGGCGGGAGACAAGGGGAGCGGGUAUUGAGAAAGUUCCAGUACCUGCUGAACCCCAGACAGGUGUACAGUCUAGACAGAGAGGGACCCAUGGUGGGGCUCAACUUCUUCCAUGAUGUCCCUGAUUUCCGGGUGCUGGCAUGUGGAGGGGAUGGGACAGUGGGAUGGAUCUUAGACUGUAUUGACAAGGCCAACUUCACCAGAGAUCCCCCUGUGGCCAUCCUCCCUCUGGGCACAGGGAACGACCUGGCAAGAUGCCUACGCUGGGGCGGAGGUUAUGAAGGAGGCAGUCUUCUGAAGUUCCUGCGGGACAUAGAGCACAGCACAGAGAUGGUUCUGGACCGAUGGAACAUCGACAUCGUCCCUGUUGACAAGGAGGAGAAGGGAGACCCUGUCCCCAACAGCAUCGUCAACAACUACUUCUCCAUCGGAGUGGAUGCGUCCAUCGCUCAUCGCUUCCACUUGAUGAGAGAGAAGCACCCAGAGAAAUUCAACAGCAGAAUGAAGAACAAGUUGUGGUACUUUGAGUUUGGCACCACAGAGACCAUCUCCGCCACUUGCAAGAAACUCAACGAGUGUAUCGAAGUGGAGUGUGAUGGUAUCAUCCUGGACCUCAGCAGCACGUCGUUGGAAGGCAUCGCCGUCCUCAACAUACCCAGCAUGCAUGGCGGCUCCAACCUGUGGGGCGAGACCAAGAAGAGGAGGAACUACAGCCGCAUGAGCAAGAAGGUUCCAGACAGGAUGCCCACCAGUACCGUCACCGAUAUAAAGGAGCUCAAAUUCUGUGUUCAGGACCUGAGCGACCAGUUGCUAGAGGUGGUGGGUCUGGAGGGCGCCAUGGAGAUGGGGAAGAUCUACUCAGGCCUGAAGAGUGCUGGCCGCAGACUGGCCCAAUGUGCUAACGUCACCAUCAGGACAUCCCGGCUGCUGCCCAUGCAGAUUGAUGGGGAGCCUUGGAUGCAGCCCCCAUGCACGAUCAAGAUCACACAUAAGAACCAGGUUCCCAUGCUACUGGGCCCUCCUCAGAAGACCCCCUUCUUGUUCUUCAAGAGACGCAACAGAAGUCGGGACUAUGAGUGAGGAGGACACUUCAAACUCCCCCCUCUUCACAAACACAUUCACCAACCCCUCGGGACAACUCAAUAGGUCCCACAGACCAAGGCAUUGCCCCUUGGACCUACAGUACCACUUCAGAAUGAACUGACUUCCUCUCAGUGUAAUGACCACUUCCUGUGUAUCCAUGUUCUAGCUUCUAGAACUUCCUGUGAACUCUGAACUCUGACCCUGCCACUGGCACACUAGCUCAGUCAACCUCAGCCCCAGACUCAGCUUCAGCCCCAGACCCAUCAGUAAUGCCACACUGCCUUGGCAAAACACAGUGCCAGCAGCAUAUAGGUUCAUCUAGGAUACUGCUUUGGUUCUCAAAUGGAGGGAUAGAGAGAUGGAGUAAUAAGGAAACACAAAGAGAGAGAGAGACAAAGAGAGAAGCAGCGGAAGGGGAAUGGGAAGAGAAGAGUAGAAGAAAAGAAAGAGUGCAAAAGAGUGAGAGCAAGGGAUGGGAUGAUUGACAUACAGCAGAUGAAAGUAGUAUGGCUGUGUUGUGUGCGUGCGUGUGUGUGCGUGCGUGUGUGUGCGUGCGUGUGUGUGUGUGCGUGUGUGCGUGUGUGUGUAUGUGCGUGUGUGCGUAUGUGCGUGUGUGUGUGUGUGUGUGUGUGUGUGUGUGUGUGUGUGUGUGUGUGUGUGCGUAUGUGCGUGCGUGUGUGCAAGUUCUCUUCUCUCUUUGAGGAGCCUGUUGAAUAAUGGAUCAGAGCUUGUAGAGUAUUCACUCCAGUGUCUCUCCAUGGCACAGAACACUGCACUGCCUGAGAGAUGAAACGGAAAGAGAUCAUCUAUUAUUGACUGCUUCGUUUACGCUUGACGGUGGCAGCAGGGCAAAACACACAGUAACAAUGGCCUGGGAAGCAUGGGAAACUCAAACUAACAUGCAGGGAUUUUUGCCCUCCAGCAUAUUUGCUCACAACAACCAUCUUUAGCCUAGUUUUGUAGAAUAUCAAUAGCUGAUCUGGUGUCAGGUCAAACAGAUGGCAAGGACUGGAGGUUUGUCUGUUUAUCUUCAUGUGGCUUAUUCACAUUCUGUAGACAGGUCACCCACCAUCUUAGUAAGUGUAUAAACCCCUCUGAGACUCAGUCACACAGGUUCUCAACUUAGACUGGUUUUAUUGUUCUCCUCCAAAUGGCAAGGCCAUUGGUCCUUCGAGACAGAUCAGUGGAACAGAGCCCAGUGUACAGGGAGACCAAAAGAGUUUGGAGAGAGACGUGGACCUUACUUAUAUGUAUCACUGUAGCGACGUGAGAUGAGAGCGGAGUCCCAUGUCCCCCUCAGAAGUGCCGAGUAGGAUCAGCUAUAGGUUUAAGAAAGAAACCCAGUGUAGAGAAGACCAAAGGAGUUUGGGGUGAGGAGUGAGGAGUGGACUAGAUAUAUAUCACUAGAGAAUGUGAGAUAAGUCUGUUGCCCAAUCAGAAGAGCCCAGUAGGACCUCUGUAAGAGCAGAGUUCAGUGUAGAGGGAGAGGAGACUGAAGGAGGGUAGGUCCUUACUCUAAUGUUACAUGUAUCACCGUAGAGAUGAGAGAAGCCCCGAUCAGAAGUGCCCACUAGGAUAGCUUUAGGUUGAAUAAGCAGUAGUACCUGCUGCCUAGUAGGAUAUCUAUAGGUUGAAUCAACAAGCCUCAUCCAUAGGUUGAAUCAACAAGCCUCAUCCAGCUACAGAUGUCCCAGAAGCCUUUUAGAGAUUGAAAUGGAUUCAGCUAGCUAGUGCUGGUAUAUAACAGCCUGCCCUGACUGCCUCAGGCCUUAGGGGUCUGAUUUACCAUAGCGUGGACAGGAACUAAAUUUAACCUGCUAUUUCGGGAGGAUCUAUCCUGUGAAACACUAUUCCUAAUUACAGUGUAAAAACAUUAGCUCGCAAUGUGAAGUGUCCAAGAGUGCAAAACUAGGAGGCCAGGGAUGAGGGCUCGCUGGCUGUAAAAUGGUGGGUGUUAUUCAAAUCAUGUUUGUUGCUGGAUGGCACCAUUGAAGCAACAGGAAGAUAUGUUAUCAAUUGAAAUGGGCUGAACUGAAAAUCACACAUAGGAGUCAAACCUAACGGCAAAAGCUGAACUGGCAAGACACCCGUGUGGCAGAAUGUGGUAUCCAUCUAAUAAGAUAUACCACUACCCGUAUGAAUGUGGUAUCCAUCUACUAAGAUAUACUGUACCACUACCCGUAUGAAAAUAUUACUGUCCCAACUAUAGUGGCCAACUAUAUAUGUGCAGAUACAGUAUUUGUAUAUUCUGGAAGAUGUGUAUUACACAUACAUUUUAUUUUAUUGAACCUUUAUUUAACUAGGCAAGUCAGUUAAGAACACAUUCUUAUUUACAAUGACGGCCUAGGAACAGUGGGUUAACUGCCUUGUUCAGGGGCAGAAUGACAGAUUUAUUUUUUGUGUUUUUAAUAAUAUAUUAUAAUAUAUUAUUAGUGUAGAGCUUUGAGGCAUCCCACUGGGCAAACACUGAUUGAAUCAAUGUUGUUUCCAUAUCUGUUCCACGUUGAACCAACGUAGAAUAGACAUCGAAUUGACAUCUGUGCCCAGUGGGAUAGUUUAGAAGAGUACAUACAGAUCAGUGUUCUUCAGUGGGUCACUUGAAUAACUGUCUGGGGCUGGUUCACAACACAUUCCCUUUGGUGUCGAGCACCCUCAUACCCUAGGAUGUAGGGGUUAGGGUGCAGGGCCCAGGGGGGUGAGGGCAGUGAGCCUCCAUGGUACACUGAGUGUUUGUCCCAAAUGGCACCCUAUUCACUUUUGGUGCCAUUAGGACUCACCAGAGCACCACUCAUGGGGCGAGGCUUUGAUGUCUUCGCCCCGAGUUCCCUUUAAAACCACACUGAGCCGAGACUCUCGUGUCCAGGCCCCACUAAACAGAGACACAUGUCCAAUGACCAUGGGGUAGAGGUAAAACAGUGGUUUAGUCCCAAGGCACCCUAAUCCUAAAUAGUUUACUGCUUUUGACCAAAAUCCUAUCAAAAGUAGUGCACUAUAUAGGGAAUAGGGUGCCAUUUGGGAGACAGCCUUUAUCUCUGUGGACCACAGGGUCUGUCUGACCCUGCAACACCUCUAACCAGUACGUAUGGGAAACAUUUCAAUGACCACAUCACCUCUACAAUCCUAACAUAGCAUCAUUGGUCGACGGUCAUUGGACACAUUUUUGUGUGUAAUCCUUACGGAGCCUGGAUCGAGGCGACUCAGUAAAAAGUGUGCAUGUUUACAGUUUACUUUUCAUUAAUGGGAAAAGGAUGAUUUUAAAUUGAAACCGUUUUAAUUAUGUGUAAAUAGAUACUUGAUUAUAUAUUUUAUCUCACCACCGCAUGCCUGCUGAAACAAAGGAGACAGAAAGAAAUGUCUGUCUGCUUGAGGAGAGACCACGCUGAUUGUUGCAACCCUCUCCCUCAAGCUAGGACCUGUCCUGCUGUCGGGUGAUAUUAGCUAUUCAACCCCCUCAACCAAUCCUUUGCUCAAAAACCCAUGAUCUUGUGUAUUUACUUUGUCUUUCCCUGUUGGUAGCUAGCAUAGCAUGUUGAUACUUCUGUGCAAGAAAAGGACAGUGAUGGCUUGUCUUGGUCAAAUAGAGAGACUUUCCAGGAGAAAUGUACACCAUUGCCAAGCGGCCAUUUUGUGUUUCAUCAUCAGGAUAUGGAAGAGAGACACCGACACGACAACACAACCACAGAACUUAAUCCUAUCAGAUGCUAUAUCAAUCUUCAAUGUUUGUGUCAUUCACCAGUUACCACUCAUCUCCAAUUCCGGUCAUCAGAAAUGACCAAUAGCCUUAACCAACAAACAAACAAAAGGAGCGGCUUUCUCUUGCUUUCUCUGCCUGGACACAACAGCACAAUUGCAAUACAAGCCACCGACUUAGAAGGAGUAAAAAAAUAUAUAGAAACAAGUCCAAGAAUGAUGGUGACAAUCUCCUCUUACUCUGUGUUGCAAUAACUCACUGCCAUCACCAACUACCCGCCUGGUCUGUACCAUCACUGCCUAUGGUGUUGGUCCACUUCCACUUCCAACUACAUCCACUUCUAAGAGGAUUUGGUUUAGCCCAGGUUGUCAACGACGUCUGUAGAAUGUGGCCUCUCAUCAUUUUAAAAAGUAGGAGGGCCGGUGUGAAAACAUCUGUUUUCUUGUUGACAGAGUGUCCCUUGGCGGGUCCUGGAAAAGGCUGCCGUUUGGGACGACACCAGUAAGUUGUCCACCGUGAUGCAGCAGGGAUUUCUAUGUACUGCACCACAUCCACUGUUAUAAACAUAGCCAUAGUGUGUGGCCGUGGCCACUGUCUUUGUUGAUGUACAUGAUGGGAGGUGACUUGUUGAAACCACGCUGCCUCUGAGGUAACCUAAUGUAGGAGGUGUAAAAGAUCCCCUACAUACUGGUCUUGACAAGAAGAAGAAAAAACUGUCAGGGGAGGUUCUCUUCUGCACUGUUCAACCAAUCCAGUAAAUGUGGAGGAGGAGUUAAGAUGGAGUGUCACCUUGCUAAUGUCCAAAAGCAGAAAUCGAGUCACAGGUUGUCUUUUAAUUUCCACUGAAAACCGGAACAUCCGGUUGUUGGGAACUCGGCAGAGGCUACCUCUUAGGUGACCUAGAGGAGGGAGUUUGAGUGGUGGUUAAAGGGGGUGUUUGUGGUGGUGUUUGUGGUAUAUCAAAUAAACCAAUUAUGAUGAUAGUGUACACAGUCUAUUACAAUUAGGAUUGUGUAGUUAAUAUCUAAUAUCUCUAAUAUCUACAUUCUUCCACUGAAUUGAGACAACCGGGCACAAAAAAGUCUCCCAUAUCCACGCAAGCAUACCAUUUAGAAUAUGGCCAAUACGUUGCUGCAUUUUAAGUGGUAUUUCAGUUGGGAUUAAUGGAAUGGAGCCAAAGACAGUCUUCGUCACCAUCCUCCCCAUGUGUAACUAUUAUCCCCUUGUCUCCACUGUCGCUCCCGCUUCCGGCCUUGUUUUAUUUCCACCGUCAGAGACUCACAUAGGCAGUGAGGUUUAUCGUACUGUCACUGUCGUUGGUGCAAUCCUAUUCUUAGGCAUGGGCAGAUUAACUAACAGUAUUGAGUGACACUAGUGGCCAGGACACAUGCAGUAGAUCCAUGCAUACAGUCCAUUUCAUUCCUGAGUGUGAUGUUCUACAUGUAUGCAUAAACUCAUAGGCCUGUUGUGUUUACCAUAGAAAUAUCAUUAAUAGAAAGGGCUUAGAACAUUUGACAAUAGCAAUUUGACUGGUAAAUUCAUGGGUACACUCAAAAUGGCUACCAAUCCUCCCAUUAUUGCAUAAUUGACUUGAAUGGGGAGGCCCGUUCUACUUAUUCUAGUUCUGUGGUGUUUACCCCCUCAGGGUCAGUGUGGUAUGUAGCAAUCCAUACGCCUGUAGCACCCAAUGAGGAUCAAGGGCAGACAGUGACAGUAACCCCCCCCACCCACUCCCUCUCUGUGAUUGGACAAAAAGAGGACUGUGAAUCAAUAUUCUCAUCUUGUGCCCUAGCUGUGUCUACUGUCUGUCAUUCUUCCUCGCCGGUAUGUUUGUUAGCUGUAUGUUGGCAUCCUCCAUUUUGAUGGACAAAAGAUUUAUCAAAUAAACAGAGGUUGAAUAUG
Oncorhynchus tshawytscha (Chinook salmon) is the source of this 9230-nucleotide messenger RNA. It is a transcript of the gene dgkg, whose product is annotated as diacylglycerol kinase gamma. Gene Ontology annotation, biological process: diacylglycerol metabolic process; intracellular signal transduction; lipid phosphorylation. Lineage: Eukaryota; Metazoa; Chordata; Actinopteri; Salmoniformes; Salmonidae. The transcript has 25 exons. Gene Ontology annotation, cellular component: plasma membrane. The coding region runs from base 1019 to 3634 and encodes 871 amino acids. Gene Ontology annotation, molecular function: calcium ion binding; ATP-dependent diacylglycerol kinase activity. The record is from RefSeq and is a predicted model, not a curated record.